Molecule: messenger RNA, 2071 nt
Organism: Emys orbicularis (European pond turtle)
Lineage: Eukaryota; Metazoa; Chordata; Testudines; Emydidae
Gene: CCDC82
Product: coiled-coil domain containing 82
Exons: 8
Coding region: 84-1499 (471 amino acids)
Cellular component (GO): nucleus
Source: RefSeq, a predicted model, not a curated record
UUCCGUCAACACAGAGUGGGAGUGAGUGACAGGCGGGACGCGCCAAUCACUGCCUGCGAGGCCGCUGAACUUGAAGCUUUUCAAUGGAAACAAAACCAGUUAUCAGAAGAUAUGAAACAAGGAGGAAUACAAGAAUAGAAGAACCAGCAUCCAAAUCUCGGGUUGAUUGGAGGCGGACUAAAAGAGAGACCAUAUUGCUUGAUAGUGAUGAAGAACUCACAUCUGCUUCAGAAGAUGAACGACUCUCCUCUACAUCAGAAGACGAAGUGGCUGAAAAACAAGAAACUGUAGUUAAGAGGUAUAAUCUUUCAGAUCAUGAGGAGAAAGGCCAUGAUGACACAGUCGUAGAGGAUGUGGAGGAUGACUGCAUCACUCCAGGGAAGCGUAAGAGGUCGAGCACAUCUGUAAUGUAUGACAGUGACAGGAGUGAUGAUAGUGACAUCCCUGUUAGAAAAGUAUUUGCUAAACGUUAUUGUAUAAUGGAUGAAGAUGAGUGUUCUCAAGAACAGGAGCAAUAUAAAACCCCUACUACAGAAGAAGAUUUGAUUAAUGGGAAACAGAAGCGGCUAAUAAAACUGAAAGAACUCGCAAGACAAAGAUCAACCCGGGCAUCCAGUAAUAGUAAAUAUUGUGGGGAUUCUGAUGAUGAUGAUGAUGCGGAAAUAAUAGAAGAAUCAUCCUAUCCUUUACCCCUCACACCAACAGCAAGCAGUGACGAUGAUGAUGAUGAUAGUAUGAAAGACUUUAUAGUUGAGGAUGAAGAAGAAUGUGCAGAACAUUCUGAGGAUGAAAACCAACCACAAGGGAAAGAACAUGAUACAUCAAAAUUCCAAUUACUGGAAUAUUACAUUCCACGCUUCUCUCGCUGUGACCAUUAUGUCCACUUCCAAAGAGUUGUAAAAGCUUUCCUCAUCAACACAAUUGAUGACACUUUUUUGAGCUCAUUGUAUGAUGGAACAAGGCGAAAGAGAUAUGCACAAGAAAUGGUAACCUCACUCCAUUAUUUGGAUGAUCGCUUUAUUCAACCUCGUCUUGAAAACUUAAUCUCUAGAAGUCGCUGGAAAGAACGAUAUAAGGAGCGAGUGGAUUGUUAUCCUGAAGUCCGCAUAGUAAUGAAGACUCCAAUAAAUAGAUCCUGUCAAGCUUGUGAACUGCAUCGGUACUGUAAGUUUGCUGUGUUGCUGUCAGGAAAGCUGUACAACUAUAGAACUUUGGAAACAGAUGACUUUAUGUUGCAUGACAAACAGGUUUUGAAGGUUGGCAGCGUGUGUGCAAAUCGUACAAGGGUUUAUCAUAAUCUGAAACAUUUUAAAUUCAAGUUGUAUCAGCGCUGCUGUUCAGUUACAGAGGUGGAGGGCAUUCAGGAUGAGCCAGUCAAAGACACAGUCGACAGGCUUUUCAGUCAAUUGGAAGAGAGUGGCUGGAUUCAGGAGAGAUAUGAUUAUCUGGAAGAAUAUAUGAAUGAUGCAGAUUACUUCCAAGAAGAGAAAAUGGACUGAGUGGUCAUGCAUCUCUUUGAAAGAAGCUUUGUAAAAAUCUCUAACUAGCUAUGGUAUCCACCUGUCCACAAAAAUAUCUUCAAAGGCUUUUCAAGAUGUUUUCUUAUGCUGCAUUGUAUUUAAAUCUUCAGCUGUGCCUGUAAAUUGCCAUACAUAUAAAAAGAAAAAGUAGCAUAUUCUUUUAUACCCCUUAAUUUUAAAUGUCAAAAUAGUGAUUUAAAGAUGUUUUAUGAAGUAAGCAACCUUCUGUUAUGCAUAGGUCACUUGAACUUUCCUUUGUGGUUAAAAAGACUAGUGUCCAAGUACCUAUGUAUUCAUGAAAUAAAACUUCUGUAUAUUAAUGCCUAGCUCAAUGGCAGAGAUGUGAGAGAUGGUAAGCCCCAAUUAACCCUUUUGGGAGUAGCAAUACUUCACUAGAAAGUAUAAAUUGCAUCCUAUCACAUCCCUGUAAACUUGAAAUAUGAGCAUUAACCAGUUAGCAUGGUUAUAGUGAGAAUGAAACAUAACCAGACACAUUCAUUCAUUAAUCCAGUAUCAAAACCACCUUCACUUCUCAUCCCUGGACACGUAGA